Messenger RNA from Psammomys obesus (fat sand rat), 827 nucleotides. RefSeq names its product heat shock protein family B (small) member 3 (gene Hspb3). The record is from RefSeq and is a predicted model, not a curated record. The transcript has a single exon. Gene Ontology annotation, cellular component: cytoplasm; nuclear speck. NCBI's taxonomy places the organism in Eukaryota, Metazoa, Chordata, Mammalia, Rodentia, Muridae. Bases 242 to 706 code for a protein of 154 amino acids.
CCUGCCUGGGCCGCCUGUGCAGGCUGUGAGCUAAAUGCAACUCGGAGAGGGGGCUAUAAAUAGCCGUUCAUUGUCAGUGUGAAAAGACAGGAGUGUGCUGAUCUGACUCAGGCCCAGUUAAGCGGCUGUCUGGGUAGGAUUGUAAAGGAAGCUGCUGGGACUGGAAAUCGAGCCGGGAGGCAACGCCAGGGGCUGCACACUCGUGGAAGGGAAGCUGCUGAGCGCCGGGGCUGCCUCUGCUAUGGCCAAAAUCGUUCUGAGGCACCUCAUAGAGACCCCGGUGCGUUACCAGGAGGAGUUUGAGGCUCGAGGCCUGGAAGACUGCAGACUGGAUCACGCUCUGUACGCACUGCCCGGGCCAGCCGUCGAGGACCUGAGGAAAGCCAGAGGCUCGCCAAGGGCUCCCGCAGAGGACCCAGCCUCCACCGAGAAGCUGCCGCCGCCGGGAGAAGGCAAAUCCCGCUUCCAGAUCCUGCUGGAUGUGGUCCAGUUCCUUCCCGAGGACAUCAUCAUCCAGACCUUCGAGGGCUGGCUGCUGAUCAAGGCGCAGCACGGGACCAGGAUGGACGAGCACGGCUUUGUGUCGCGGAGUUUCACCAGACAGUACAAACUGCCAGCCGGCGUCGAAACCAAAGAUUUGUCUGCCGUCCUCUGUCACGAUGGAAUCCUGGUGGUGGAAGUGAAGGAUCCAGCAGGGACCAAGUGAAACCUUUUCAGUUCCCGUUCGCCCCACAGGAGGAAGGUCAAAGGCAGUGACACCCGGGAAUGUUUCAUUUUUUCGAGAUGGGUUUGCUGUAACUUUGGUGAGGAUUAAAAAUGUAGCCACA